Aspergillus candidus is the source of this 609-nucleotide messenger RNA. RefSeq lists its product as uncharacterized. The record is from RefSeq and is a predicted model, not a curated record. Lineage: Eukaryota; Fungi; Ascomycota; Eurotiomycetes; Eurotiales; Aspergillaceae. Bases 1 to 609 code for a protein of 202 amino acids. The transcript has 3 exons.
AUGGCGGAGACCUUUGUCUUAAUUAACCAAGAAUGGCAAUCAAGGCCAAGUGAAGCCGUCAACAACGAAACGAACGCCAAGUGGAACGGUGUCGUGAUGUACAUACCAAUCCAUGAGCACCCUCACUGUGCAAAUGAUGUGUGGGAUCUCUACCAUGAUAAAGAUCAGUACUGGUGCUGUGAGCAAGGCUUAAUCGGAUAUUUCGACAACAAGGCGAAUGGGUUUGGCUGCGUGGAUGGAAAGCCAAACGGAACGGAUGUAACUCUCGCUACGCCUAUUAGUAAUGUAGACCAGAGCCCAUCUUCGACGACGAUCGUUACAGCAACCGUGACCCCUCAGUCAGAUCCCGACAACGACUCGGCCUCGCCGUCCUCAUCGGCUAGCACAGGGGUCAUUGCUGGCAGUACUGUGGGCAGCGUUGCAUGCUUCACUCUUAUACUCACAUGCAUUUGGUUUCUGGUACGCCGACGAAAACAACAAGCGUCUUCCGCUGAGCUGGAAGCGACACCAAUGAAGCAACCUGUGCCAAUUGCAGAGCUUCAUAGUGACGUUGCUCGGGCAGAGUUGGAUUCUGGAGCUGCGGCAGCACAUGAGCUGCCAGCUCGGUGA